Gavia stellata (red-throated loon) is the source of this 5967-nucleotide messenger RNA. It is a transcript of the gene PHRF1, whose product is annotated as PHD and ring finger domains 1. NCBI's taxonomy places the organism in Eukaryota, Metazoa, Chordata, Aves, Gaviiformes, Gaviidae. The record is from RefSeq and is a predicted model, not a curated record. Bases 64 to 5172 code for a protein of 1702 amino acids. The transcript has 18 exons.
CCCGGCCCGGUUAUGUGAGCGCCGGGGCCUUCUCCUCGCGGAGCGGAUUCCAAAUGUCCUGCCAUGGAUGAUGACAGCCAGGAUGAGCUGAUAAACAAGAAUGCUGCGCUAGGCAAGGGCAAAAGACAGAGUCUCGCGCUCCUCAGUGAAACAGAAAGCAAUGGUGGAAAUAGCUGUGAUUCAGAAGAUGAUACCAGAAGUGAGGAGGAAGAAGAUGACACUGAGGAAGAGGGAGGUGAGGAGGACAAGGAAGAAAGUCAAGAUGAAGAACUAGAAGAUUGCGAAGACUAUGAUGAAGAAGAGGAAGAGGAGGAAGAAACUGAGGCCGCUGUGGGGGGAAUGACCGAUUCUCUGAAAUUAGAGCCACACGUAAACGGAGCGAGCAUUUCCUCUGAUGAGGACGGUGAAAACUGCCCCAUCUGCCUCAACACGUUUAGGGAUCAGGCUGUUGGGACUCCUGAGAACUGUUCCCAUUACUUCUGCUUGGACUGCAUCGUGGAGUGGUCUAAGAAUGCAAACUCCUGCCCAGUGGAUCGAAUCCUCUUUAAGUACAUUAGCAUUCGGGCACAUUUUGGUGGGAAAAUCUUAAAAAAGAUUCCUGUUGAGAACACGAAAACUCAGGGUAAUGAUGGAGAGGAUGACCCAACCUUCUGUGAGGUGUGUGGCAGAAGUGACCGUGAGGAUCGCCUGCUGCUGUGUGAUGGCUGUGAUGCAGGGUAUCACAUGGAAUGCCUUAAUCCACCUCUGAGUGAAGUCCCUGUAGAUGAAUGGUUCUGUCCAGCCUGUGCCCCCAUGGAUGUCAGUGCUGCUGCAGAUACAGAUCAUGUCAGUGAAGAAGAGGUUGCUGCCCUUGUAGCUGACGUUAUUCCCACCACCAGUAGGCUACGCCCUCACGUCCGAACCCGAGCUAUAGCCAGAACUCGGCAGAGCGAACGAGUUAGGGCGACAGUGAACAGAAACCGGAUAACAACAGCGCAACAAAUUCAGCACGUGCCAAGGUACCUCAUGUCUUCUCUUCUGGAUGAAACAAUUGAGGCAGUUGUAGCAGGCCUAAACACAGCCAUCUACCAGCGUCCUCUUACACCGCGGGCUCCUGCUAGGCAGAAGAGAAGAACAGGUAGGAGGAAGAAAGUAGGAGGCAAAAAAAGAACUCAGACGAAAUCUUCUGCUGGGAAGAAGAGUUCAGGGACACAGCUGAAGAGACGCAAGCGUCCGACAAAGAAGAGAAGGGGGAAAAAGAUGAGAGUGAAAAAUGAGGUUACUACUCGCUCCCGUAUUGCAAGAACCCUUGGUCUUAGUAAACCUGUGCGUGGGGCCUCGCUUCCUUCCAUGUACAAACCAAUGGAGCCCUCACUUGGUCUGAUGAGAGCAGAUAUUGGUGCAGCUUCUCUGUCUGUGUUUGGAGAUCCGUAUGAGUUGGAUCCUUACGAAAGUAACGAAGAGGUUCCAGCAAAUCCAGAUUCACCAGUGAGUGCCAAAAGAAGAGUUCUCUCCCAGUCAGCACUGAGGUCUCACCGUCCAGUAGCUAGACCUAUUUCUGUGGGACUUCCCAGAAGCAGUGUACCUGCCAUGAGUCCUGAUCAAGAAGCAGAAGCUGCUCCUGUGCCUGAUCUGUUGGGAAGUAUCCUGUCUGGACAGAGCUUUCUCAUGAUGAGUAGUUCGGAUGUGGUCAUCAACAGAGAUGGUUCGCUGACAGCAAAGAAGGCAGCUCCACUUCACAGAAAAUCAACGAAUGACUCGAGAGUGGAUGAUGGUGCAGGACAUAACACCCAACCGAGUACAGUGCACUCAGGGACCACAGCAAGCAGCUCCAUUGAUGGACCUUCAGUUUCCUCAGGGCUGAGUACUCGCACCAGACCCUCCUCCUCAAGUUUGUCUUCAUCACCUUCACCCUCACUGAGCAGGAUUGAGCCUGCAGCAAACCCUGCACAGACUACAUCAGAAAAGGCAACUGUAAAAUCAGAAUAUUCAAUGACACCCAGGUCUGUUCAGACUCAGAAUAUAGCUACUCUGAGCAGGCAUGGCUCCAAGUCAGAUGAAAUGCCCAGAUUUGAUAGAAACUCUAAGAGCUUUGCACCCACUGACUCAUCUUCAAAGCCCCUUAGCUGUAACUUGAAUUCUGGCUCAAAAGCUGUGACUGUGAGGCAGCCACUAAAACCACCUCCCAAGAGAAUUGACAUUUUUGAGCUUCCCAGGAUACCAAAGAUUAAAAAGGAAACCAGCAGCAAGCAGGUGGAGCCAGAACCCACAGGAAGCCAAAGCUGUGACAUCCCCAGCUCCUGUAUAACCCAGCUGACUGGCAAAGAGAGCACUAAUCAGCCAGGAAAGGGUAGCAAGGUGGAAAGUCAGAAGUCAAACGCCAAGGAAUCUCAGCAACAAACGCGUACAAGCGGGGUGUCUUUUUCUAGCAAUACAGGCGUGUAUAGCAGUUCAUCGCUACUGGGCACUUCGAGGAGCAAAGGCCCAAGCUCUUUCGAGAGUUUUAAAAUCAAUAUUCCUGGAAACGCAGGGCAUCCCAGCAGACUGUCUAACCCAGGAUUUUGUAACACCUUCCGCCCUGUGGACGACAAAGUGCAACAGAAAGAGAGUCCUUCACCUCUUUUCUCAGUUAAGAAAAAGCAGGUCAAAAGUGAAAUAUAUGAUCCCUUUGAGCCCACAGGAUCGGACUCGAGUUCGGCAAGCAGCAGUCCUGAAAGGCUCGGCUCAGGGAUCCCGCUAACUAACAUUACCAGGACUAUUUCCAUUGAAAAUCCAAAAGUUCAAAUGUUUCAAACUGUCCGUCGUUUCACCCCUUACAUGGUAGAAAAUAUAUUUGGAUCUGAGGCUGACUCCGACGUACCAUCUAGUAACAUAGAGUCUCAUGAUGAUGUGACGGUAGAAAGCAGGAUUGUAGAACAGAUCUCUGAUACAGAUGAACGAGACAAUAUGGAUGAGGAAGACUUUCUAAGCAGUCCUUGCACUUCAUCUGCUGUUAAGCAAAUUUCUAAUGCAGAGUGUUUAAAGGAGGAAAGCAGAGAGGGCCCUAAUGUGUUCUUUAAUGCUGAAGAAUUGAUUAGACCUAAUAUUAACGUGAAACUAGAACCAGAUAGUCCCUCAAAGAAUGAUGGGCAGCCCAAAGUCCAAAAGGUAGAACAAACAGAGAGGCGAUCGCGUUCCAGAUCCUGUUCAAACUCCAGCUCCCGAAGCAAGAAGAAGAUGAAAAGGAAAAAGGCACUUGUCAAAGAGCGUAAGAGAUCCCGAUCAGGGUCUAGGGGCAGAGCACACUCAAGGGACCGAAGCUCCAGAUCUACCUCUUGGUCAGGUGGAGAAGAGCAUAGCAAAACACACUCAUUGAAACCCAAGAGCAGGAGGUCUUCUACUGACCGUUCUAGCAGUCACGAACGAUCUAAAAAAAAGAAAAUGAAGGAUAAAACCAAGGAUAAAAAGGCAAAAACUUCUUGGUCUAGGGAGAAAAGGAAAUCUAGGUCACGUUCAGGUAGUCCUGGAAGUACUUCUGAGUUUCACGAAAAUAGGAAAAAGAAAAGACGGUCUCGAUCAAGAUCAAGACGGAGGGAACGUUCCCGGUCAAAUAGCAUUGAGAGGACUAAAAGGCGGAAACACAGGAGAGACAAAAGCUAUGAGAGGUAUGAUAAAGAUAGUAGCUUGAGGUCAAGGGACAGAAAGAGAUCGAGAUCCAGGUCUCGGGAGAGGAGAAAGUGGAGGUCUCGGUCUCGGUCUGCAUCUCGAUCUCGGGAGCACAAAAGCAGCAAAUCAAAGGACAAAAGACCACGAUCGAGAUCACGCUCCAAAGAAAGAAAACACAGAUCGAAAGAGACCUCGCUUCCUCCUCCACCAGAAAAGGAUCAAAAGCCUCCAGUUGAAAACGUGUCCAGGUGUCUGGAGCAACCCCAUUCCUUCAAACAAGAGCCAAAGGAGGAGCUAGUACUAGAAGAGCUUUCCAUAACCAUCCAACCAAAUGUCAAAGUUGAGGAAAUACAGGCCGAGACCCCAGUUCAACUGAGAGAGGCCCAAGAAACUGUAAAGGUAGAGCCCAUCUGUCAGGAAGUGACUGGUGAAACUGCAUUCCCUGUGCCAGAGAUCGCAAACAUUUGUGUUCCAAUUGGCAAUGUGGAUUCUUUUGCUGAAACAGAAUUAAUGAGUCGUAGAGAUCCAGCAAUGCUCGGUAGCUGUAGCAAUGCAAACCUUGAGAUUACAGUUAAAAUAGAAAAUACUGCGUUAUGUCCAUCUCUGAUGGAACCACCCCCAAAGAAGGAAGUUACCAUGCACGCUCCGACUGAGGCUGCGCCAAUUCAAAGCUCAUCCAAAAUAACCGAUGGUGCGAAGGAGGUUAAAGAUGAGUGCUUUGUGUCAAAUGAGAAAACCGGUAAUUUCAGCAAGCCUGAACUGGAGGUGGUACCUCAGGGUCCUGCAUUGAAAUCAAAAGCACCAGUGAAGAGAGUUACCUGGAAUCUUCAAGAAGAAGAAAGCGGCACAUUGUCUGCCGCAAAAAUUCCAAGGAUGCCGUUUUACAAACUUCAGCGAGCAAAAGAAGGGGCCUGGAAAGCAGAGGACUUGAACCAAACGUUAAAUCAGGUGCAGUUAAAUGAGCCUCCUCCAACCAAUUAUAUGAUUCCUGAGCCUAUGUUUCCUGAUCUAGAUUCCUCUCAGGUGUACUGUCAAAAUAUACCUUUGACGCCACCUCUACCCUCAAGCCUUCCCCCCUAUGCCCCUGUCAGCCAGCCCACGGUUCAGUUUAUCAUGCAGGGUAGUCUUCCAGCGCUUGGCUGCAUGGCAGGACAGAGCCUGACUCCGGAGCCGGGCAGCCUGGCUACUGCAUCUGAACCAGGAAUCCAAGCUGCUUCUGUUGGAAACGCGGAGGAAAAGAUCAAAGCACCCAAACCUCCAGUGGAUAAAACGAAAAAUGAGGAAUACAUGAAGAAGCUUCACAUGCAGGAAAGGGCUGUGGAAGAAGUGAAACUUGCUAUUAAACCUUUUUACCAGAAGAGGGAGAUUACAAAGGAGGAGUACAAGAACAUUCUUCGAAAAGCAGUGCAAAAGAUCUGUCACAGCAAAAGUGGAGAGAUCAACCCUAUGAAGGUCGCUAAUCUGGUGAAGGCAUAUGUGGAAAAAUACAAACAUAUGAGGAAACAUAAGAAAUCCGAUGGUGAAGAUACACGGGAAGUGGAAAACUGAGAGCAAGCCACAGCCAGCAUGACUUGGACUGAACUUAACUCUGGCUGCAAACAGAAUGCCAGAGGGAGUCACAGAUCUGCAGUUGCAUCUCAUUGAACACAAAGUGCAGAGACGCAGGAUUAUAAUAGGACUUAUCUGCGGAACCUUCUUUUGAAUUGUUUCCAUAUGGGAAUGAACUUGGGGUUUUUUUUGCAUUACCUACAGAUGUAGAAGUAAAUAACAAUCAAAUGCCUCAGACCAGCAGAGUAAUUCGAGGGGAAACACAGAAGAGAUUAAUGUUUGGGACUCCCGGAUUGCUACAGUUUUCAGGGUUACUUUGAUCACAUUUUUGGGCUGUGCGCCUGUCUUGCUAAAAGUUUAAGCGGGACACCACUUUUCAUAUACAGUAUAUUGAGAGCUGUAUACUGUUUCCCUUGUGUUUAUUUAUCAAAAUAUGGAUUGUCUUUAGAAACUUCUGAUUUAAUACUUGAAAUGUUGUAUUUUUAGCCUGUUCGAUGGUGAGCGAAGCUUUACUCGCUCUGUCAUUUGGGGAUUGCAGAAAUGAGCUAACCUUUAUAAAUUUACUUCAGAAACACUGCCCAAGCCGUGGUGUUUAUUUACAUUCUGUUGGAAGUAUCUCAUUAGUGAAAAUUUUAAUUUCGGGGUGGGAGACUGUGUUGCACUUCUGUAAAUAAUGCACUGAUGGCUGGUUUUGUGUCUGCCUUUCAGGAAAAAAUGAAACAGAAAGCAAGCGUUGUGAAUUUUCAGUCACAAGCUGGAGGCAUAAGGUUGAACUGAUGUACAAAGCAGAAAUGU